AUGAAUGGUUCCCUCAGGAUGGAAAACACCGGGAAACGGGACGGCUCCAAGAAAAUGUGUCACUACGAGGUCUGGAAAGGUCCACUGCACGUUCCCUACGCGGAGCACUUCAGGCUGGAGCCGCUGCUGCGCUACCACCGUGUUAUCAGCAUGGAGGACUUCAUGGAGAAGCUGGCGCCCCUUCACUGGCCUCCUGGCAAGCGAGUGGCUUACUGCUUCGAGGCGGCGGCUCAGAGAAGUGCCGACAAGAGCACUUGUCCCAUGAAGGAUGGAAAUCCCUUUGGUCCCUUCUGGGAUCAGUUCCAAGUGGAUUUUGAUAGGUCCGAGCUCUUCAAGGGAAUCUCCUUCAGUUCCGCGUACAAGGACCACUGGAUCCAAAGGUUUUCACCAUCUGAGCACCCUGUACUCGCCUUACCCGGAGCUCCGGCCCAGUUUCCAGUCUUAGAGGAGCACCGACCCCUCCAGAAGUACAUCGUGUGGUCCGAGGAGAUGGUGAAGAAAGGAGAAGCCUAUAUUCACUCUCUGCUGGUCAGGCCCUACGUAGGAAUUCAUCUGAGGAUCGGCUCAGACUGGAAAAAUGCCUGCAAUAUGUUAAAGGACGGGACGGCCGGGCCGCACUUCAUGGCUUCGCCUCAGUGCGUGGGCUACGACCGAAGCGCCGCGGUCCCUCUCACCAUGGACAUGUGCCUGCCGGACCUCAGAGAGAUCGAGCGUGCUCUCAAGCUCUGGGUGAAAAAGACAGAAGCUAAAUCUGUUUAUAUCGCUACUGACUCGGAGCCCUACACAACGGAAAUACAGCAGUUCUUCCAAGGAAAGAUCAAGGUGGUCAGCCUGCAGCCAGAAGUGCCUCAGAUUGAUCUGUACGUUCUCGGCCAGGCCGAUCACUUUAUCGGGAACUGUGUCUCUUCAUUUACUGCCUUUGUGAAAAGAGAGCGCGAUGUGCACGGAAAACCCUCUUCGUUUUUUGGCAUGGACCACCCACCAAGGUUACGGGAUGAAUUCUGA
Molecule: messenger RNA, 1005 nt
Organism: Nipponia nippon (crested ibis)
Lineage: Eukaryota; Metazoa; Chordata; Aves; Pelecaniformes; Threskiornithidae
Source: RefSeq, a predicted model, not a curated record